This is a messenger RNA of Parasteatoda tepidariorum (common house spider), 1638 nucleotides long. RefSeq names its product KICSTOR complex protein ITFG2. Gene Ontology annotation, biological process: regulation of TOR signaling. Gene Ontology annotation, cellular component: KICSTOR complex. Gene Ontology annotation, molecular function: protein binding. Lineage: Eukaryota; Metazoa; Arthropoda; Arachnida; Araneae; Theridiidae. The record is from RefSeq and is a predicted model, not a curated record.
GAAAUUGGUAGUAAGAAACGCUUUGAUCAAAACAAAAGCAAACAAGAAGCAAGCAAAAAAUGAUAGCUAAAUUUUGUUUUGCUUCUUUUUUAACUUUUGCUUGUUAUUUUUUUAAAAUGUCGAAAGUAUAAUAAAAUUGAUACUUGCAAUUAUCAAGAUUUUGAAUGAUCUGUGUUCCGUUCCUUUCACUGGCCCAGUUCUAUAAGAGAAAUAUUAAAUUUGAAUGUAUUGAAAAUGCGUGCAGUAUCUUUUGUAUCUCGUUUAGAAUUUAUAUUUAAGGGAAAUGUCUCCAAAAAUGCGGUUUGUCUGGGAGACGUUGACAAUGAUACUAAUAGUGAAUUGGCAGUAGGUAACUUACAAGGAGAUCUUGCUGUUUUCAAAAAAGAGCACAAGUUUCCAUGGGCUGAAGCUCAUGAUUUGGGGAUGGUUAUGGUCGUUAUUAUAGGUGAUAUUUUGAAUAUAGGGAAGAAUUUUACUAUCUGUAUUAGCGGUGAAGGACUUUGUACAUUGUUUGAAAUUAAAAAUGAGUAUAAUGAGCUAGAAAGGAGAAGUUUGUUACCCUUUUAUUCCCAAAAGCUGCCUGCUAAUACUAAAGUUGCACUUUUGACUGAUGUUGACAAUGAUGGUGAACUUGAACUUAUAUUGGGACUUACUGAUCAUGUAUUAAGAACAUACAGGUGGGUCAAACUGGGUCAGGGGCCGAAUGACUUAUCAGGAAAAUUAGUUGGACUGCAUAAAUUAGAAUUAGCUGAUCAAAUUGGCUCUAUAUCAUUAAAUCCCUCAAAUAAUGGAAGUCCAUUCAUAUUGGUUGCACAGUCAGGUGGUACUUACAUGCAUUUCCAGUGUUUGCUUGAAAAUGAUGAAAUUGAUGAGAAUGGUCCUGAUUCCUUAAAACUAACGACUCCUGUGCAUCAUGCUCUUGCUUCUAGUCGAAUGCGAAAUCCAAAUAUUUCAUCUGAAAUUUUAGGCGGUAUAUGUGGAGUCCGAAAUGGAAAGCCUACAGAUUCUUUAAUUGCUGUAGCAACUUUAGAUGGGACAUUAAUGCUAGUUGAUGGUGAUGAAAUUCUGUGGUCUUUUCAAGUUGAUCAUCAGCUUUUUGCCAUUACAAAACUAGACCUUAUUGGUAAUGGAGAAGAAGGUGUAAUAGCAUGUGCUUGGGAUGGUCAAACUUAUAUGGUAAACCAAGAGAAGCAAUCUGUAAGGUUUCAAUUUGAUGAACCAGUUUCUGCAUUCACUUCAGGGAAAUAUUCUGUUUCUAGUGGUUCUUCUGUACCAGCUAUUGUAUAUGCAACAUUUAGUGACAGAGUUUUCUUAUAUAGUGAUAUCCAACUUCCUUCAUUUAGUAUAUGUAAUUUUCUUGAAACUAUGGAAAAACAACCUGAUUCUUCAGAUUUACUCACCCAGUUUCCAAUCAACAGAGAAGACAAAAGGCAUCUUCGUUCAUUGUUUUCAUAUUGCCUCUAUGAUUUUCCUAAUUCAAACAAUGAAGAAGAAUUAAAAGAUAUUGAAAGCUGAUAUUAAGUUUAAUUAAAUACUUACAGAUUAUAUGAUAUUUUACCUAUAAUUUAUUUUUAUAACCUAUUUUGUUCAUCAUAGUUGUACUAUUCUGUGAAAUUAAAAAAUAUUUUUUAAUCAAAA